AGAUGCAAGCACGUGGGCUUUGUUUCUCCUUUGUGCCAACAGCCAGGAUGCCACCGAAAUAAUAAGCACAAGAAAGCUCCAGGGCCUUAGAAGUUCUCAUGUCAUCAUUCAUGAUCGUGGUCUGUGUUUCCUCAUUCCCUGACUUAAACAGAGUCAGACACCAGGCCCCAGCCCUCCUUUUUAUCUUUUUAUCGCCACGCUUCUCAGAAAGUCAAAGUUCCUAAAUUCACUCAGGUAACAGAGCCCCUGGAAGUCAUGAGCUCCUUAAGGAAGGUCACAAUUAGCACUGCUAAUUCCAUCGUAGGAAAGUAGGGUCCAGACCCAAUCCUGGUGAGGUACAGGUUGCUUAGCCUUUAGGGCACAGGCUCUGGGGCAGGCAGAGCUCAGGUUGAAUCCCACCUCCAACACUUGCUAAGUGCAUGACCUCAGGAAAGCUAUUCAACUUCUCAGAGCCUCAGUGUUAUGACUGAAUUGUGUUCCCUUAAGAUUCAUAUGCUAAAAUCCUAACCCCCCAUGUGACUAUUUAGAGAUAGGGUCUUUAGGGAGGUCAUUAAGAAUAAAUGAGGUCAUGGGGGUGGGGCCCUAAUCUGAUAGUGUGGGUGUCUUCAUAAGAAGAAGAGUUACCAGAACCGCCUCUCUCUGCACAGACAAGAGGCCAUGUGAGGACACAGAGAAAGCAGCCGUUUACAAGCCAAGAAGAGAGGCCGCAUCACAAACCAACCUUUAUGGCACCUUGAUCUUAGACUUCUAGCUCCAGAACAGUGAGAAAAUGACAUUUCUGUUGCUUAAGCCACACAGUUCGUGGGUUUUGGUUAUGGCAGCCUGAGCUGACUAAUACACUCAGUUUCCUCAUUUGAAAAGCAGGGAUAAAACUAGUACUUGCGGCAUGACGUUAUUGUGAGAAUCCAAUGAGGAAACACACGUAAUGCCUUCCUGCUUCAUUUUCCUACGGCAUCUUCAACGCCUGGAACAGCCUCUGGCAGACAGUGGAUGUUCAAUAAAUACCCACUGAAUGGAUAAAUACAUCCAUCAAAAAAUGAAGCUGCCACACUAAAUAUGAGAACUUCUUUCUAAGCGCUUCCCUCGCCUUCAUCUCCUUAAUCGUUGGUCAUCACUCACCAGCAAAUGACAACAGUAGUAAAGGGUUUAAGAAAAGUGUCUGCAAGGCCAGCAUGCUGUUUUUAAUUGGAUCUGCCAAAUAAUGUAAUGUUGUCUAUGAGUUGAGAAAGGUGACACUGAUCAGAGAGCUGAAGGAAGCCUGAGAACCCUGGUCCAGCUUGGCUCUUCCUCUUAUCGUGCAGAGGGGCUGGAGACCACAGCUGGGGGAGGCCCGCCUAGGGGAGGCUCAGAGACCUGGGGCUGGGCCCUGAGAGUGUCCUGGAUGAAGUUGGUCCAGGGUUGGAGGCCACAGCAGAUCUACCUUCCUGGUGUUUAGGAGAUGCAAAUGAUGGGAACAAUGGAGCCCUUGUCCCCAGGCCAUUUGUGGCAGAUCCUGGGCUCCAGGGAGGCAAAGCUCCUCUGCCUCUGCCAUGGACAAGCUCAGUGGGAGCAGGCCCCGGUGAGUACUGGGACUCCUCUCUCCCCUGCCCUCCCCUCUUGUCUCUCUCUACCCCUCCUCUCCUGGGCACAGCCAUCCCAGGAGCUGUGCUGUCUCUGCCUGGCCCCUCUCUGCCCAGGGAGACCAUUCACGCGCCUCCACUUCCUGUCAGCACUAGGGCUCCCUGACUCCCGGCUUCCCCAGGGCACCAGCUCAUGCAGUUAUGCACCCACGGGCACCAGCUCUGCCCCCAGCCUCCUUCUCUGCUGCCCUGGUACCAGGGUACCUGUCAGUCACACUGUCAUGGAUGUGAAUGUCCCAGAACACAGCGUCUGUCUCAUAGAAACUCCAGGGCCCCUUGGGCAGAGUUGACUAGAAUGUGCUUGCAGGCUGGGGCCACCGCUCCCACCCCCCAGAUGUGUGGACUCCCCAGGUUGGAGAGAAGAUGCUCCCAGCCCUUCCUUCCUGCCUGCCCCAGGGACUUGGAGACACAAGAUCACUCUGGCCCCCUGGGUCCAUCAAAGCCAUCGCCACCCCUGCCUCAGCCCACCAUGCUGAAGGGAGCAGUGAGCCUGCCGGUGGCCGGAAAGCAGGGACCUAUCUUUGGGAGGCGAGAGCAGGGUGCAUCGUCCAGAGUGGUGCCAGGCCCUCCAAAGAAACCUGAUGAGGACCUCUACUUGGAAUGUGAGCCGGAUCCAGUCCUGGCUUUGACUCAGACUCUCAGCUUCCAAGUCCUGAUGCCCUCAGGCCCUCUGCCCAGGACAUCAGUGGUGCCCAGGCCUACCACAGCCCCCCAGGAAACUCGGAAUGGAACAGCAGAUGCUGCCUCUAAAGAAGGAAGGAAAUCGUCUCUUCCCUCUGUAGCCCCCACUGGGAGUGCCUCAGCUGCUGAGGACAGUGAUCUGCUGACUCAGCCUUGGUACUCGGGGAACUGUGACCGCUAUGCUGUUGAGAGUGCCCUGCUCCACUUACAAAAGGAUGGGGCCUAUACCGUGCGCCCCAGCUCAGGGCCUCAUGGCUCCCAGCCCUUCACCCUGGCAGUGCUUCUCCGAGGCCGGGUCUUCAACAUUCCCAUCCGGCGGCUGGAUGGCGGACGCCACUAUGCCCUGGGCCGGGAGGGCAGGAACCGUGAGGAGCUCUUCUCCUCCGUGGCGGCCAUGGUCCAGCACUUCAUGUGGCACCCUCUGCCCCUUGUGGACAGACACAGCGGCAGCCGGGAACUCACCUGCCUGCUCUUCCCCACCAAGCCUUGAGGCCACAGCGAAGUACACACCGCCUUUGGCCCCAGUUUGCUUCUUGUCCCGCCCCACCUUGGGCUGUCUUCCUCUCUCCUUCCCCACCCCUCCUCACCCUAGCCUUUCCCAGUGCCCACAAGCAGCAUUAAUGGGGAAAGCCUGCCUGGAGGCCCAGGGAAGGGUCCUGGAGACCCCACCCCAUGCUCACCUAGAGCCUUCCACUGCCCUCUCUGUUGCCUCUCCAAGGCUGACACCCUCUUCCUGGCCUCCAGGAAUGCAGGUGUCUGCCCAGUUCACUAGGUCCUGGAUGAAGGAACCGUGGUGGCCUAGACCAGUCAGGGGACAGCACAGGCACUGCUGGAACAGCAAAGGAUCCUCUCACAUCUACUUGUGGGCCUAGGGCACCCUGAGAGGGACUGGCCUACCUUGCACAAGUUCACAUUCAAUAAACAUUUGUUGAAUGAA
Molecule: messenger RNA, 3237 nt
Organism: Homo sapiens (human)
Lineage: Eukaryota; Metazoa; Chordata; Mammalia; Primates; Hominidae
Gene: SH2D6
Product: SH2 domain containing 6
Exons: 14
Coding region: 1753-2790 (345 amino acids)
Source: RefSeq, a predicted model, not a curated record